AUGCCACCCCGACGUGCGAAGCGCGCUAAACUGGAGCCUGUGGUCGGCGCGACACCCUCGUCGAGAGAUGUGGUCGGCGCGAAAACCUCGUCAGACUCGAGAGCUGUGGCCGUCUUGCCCAAUCGCAGAUCAAGUGCCUUAGGGCUGCCUGUGGAACUCCUUAUGGAAAUAUUAUCAUAUUUUCCUCGCCCGCUGGUUGGGGUCCCUCUCUAUGGGGUAUAUUUCCACAGCACCCCACCCGCUUCCUCUCUUGAGCGCACCAACCUCCUCAGAGCUCUCUCCCAGACGUGUCAACAAUGGAGAUUGAUUUUUCUGUCUCUGCUUUGGGAGCGCGUCGAGGUCUGCACCGCCCGAUCCCAGAAAACUGAGGCUGCGUGGAAUCUUUGGCUCGCCAGAUCAUUGGAGAGGAAAAGCAAAGGCCUCGCGCAAAACCCUCAAUACGCUUCUCAUGUCCGAUGUCUAAACGUCAUACUUCCACGUUGCUCAACGGCAACAGUCCUGCCCGCCUAUGUCAGUUGUCUUCAGGCUCUGCCCAACCUACACACACUGUCGGUUCUUUCCAUAUAUACUGGCAAGAUGACCAGUAGCCUGAAAUCGGCUUUCGAAGGCCGAACAUUUCCCAGUGUGCAAACGGUCGUUGUACCCGAUCAUGUUCAUAAUGUUUUGAGAAGCUGUCCAGAAGUGCGAAGGGUAAUUUGUAACUUUGGUAGUGGAACGGCGCUUGUGAAAGCGAUAGCCAAGGACUGCAAAAAAGUUGAAGUCAUCGAGGACUUUCACACAGAUGAAAAGAUGAUGAAACAAAUUGUGAAUGCGGCGCCUAACCUUCGGACAGCCAGAUUCCCUUGCUCUAUUUCUCCGGCGGCUCUUCUUCUACUAUCUCCCCUCAAAAACCUUGUCAACAUUGAACUUCGUACCCGUGUCCUCAGUGAGGCAGCCCUUGGGAAUGAUGCUUUCUUGGUGAAUGCUAUAAAAAUGGCAAAAGAAGUGCUUCGAAAUCGCGAGGGGCCGAAAUCGUUAAUAGUGCGCCAGUCUUCUGAUAUGUACACCCCCUGGAGCAAGAACAUUGAGCUGGAUUAA
Laccaria bicolor S238N-H82 is the source of this 1077-nucleotide messenger RNA. RefSeq lists its product as uncharacterized. The record is from RefSeq and is a predicted model, not a curated record. NCBI's taxonomy places the organism in Eukaryota, Fungi, Basidiomycota, Agaricomycetes, Agaricales, Hydnangiaceae. Bases 1 to 1077 code for a protein of 358 amino acids. The transcript is spliced from 4 exons.